Messenger RNA from Schistosoma guineensis, 309 nucleotides. The record is from the annotation of a GenBank genome assembly. NCBI's taxonomy places the organism in Eukaryota, Metazoa, Platyhelminthes, Trematoda, Strigeidida, Schistosomatidae.
AUGGAAACGCGGAGCAAAAAGCCGAAGGAAAAUGACGAAAUGGAUGGUAAAAUUUCUAAAGCUGUCUGUGGUAUGUCUGAUGUUAAUGAUGAUAAAUGUGAUGAUGUUAGUAUUAAUAGUAUGUCCUCUGGUCAGCUUAGUACUUCUAGAUUAGGGUUAGGUAAGGCAUUACUAAGAAAAAGGAAUUUAGAAAUAAGACUUGAAUUAGAAUGGCAACUUAAGAUGUUAGAUCUCCAAGAAGAGGUUGAUAUGGCUGAAUUAGAAUGUAAGGUCAUGGAGGACGGUAGCCAACUGCCCGUAGACAAAUGA